This is a messenger RNA of Solanum stenotomum, 825 nucleotides long. Its product is annotated as probable CCR4-associated factor 1 homolog 9. The coding region runs from base 1 to 825 and encodes 274 amino acids. The record is from RefSeq and is a predicted model, not a curated record. Gene Ontology annotation, molecular function: poly(A)-specific ribonuclease activity; nucleic acid binding. Gene Ontology annotation, cellular component: CCR4-NOT core complex; P-body; CCR4-NOT complex. Lineage: Eukaryota; Viridiplantae; Streptophyta; Magnoliopsida; Solanales; Solanaceae. The transcript has a single exon.
AUGGCUGUUAAUGGAGUAGAUCCGAAUCCAUACCCGAUUAUGAUUCGAGAAGUAUGGGCUGAUAAUCUCAAUGAAGCAUUCGAUGAUAUUUCUGAUUUAAUUGAUGAAUUCCCCUGUAUAUCCAUGGAUACAGAGUAUCCCGGCAUCAUCUACCAUUCUCCGGUACCCUUUUCGAAGCAGUCUCCGGCGGAGAAGUAUAAUCUGUUGAAAUCGAAUGUCGAUGAAUUGAAGCUUAUUCAGGUUGGGAUUACCCUUUCUGAUGCUAAUGGGAACUUGCCGGAAUUGGUGAUUCAAGGGAAACGGUUUCGGGUUCUAUGGCAGUUCAACUUUUCCGAUUUCGAUCGGAAUCGUGAUCGAUACGCAGAGGCUUCAAUCCAGCUCCUUGUUAACAGUGGGAUUGACUUCGAAAGGAAUCUAAAAUUUGGGAUUAGAUCAAUUGAUUUUGGUGAGUUGUUGAUGUCGUCGGGACUUGUAUGUAAUGAUUCUGUGAGUUGGGUAACAUUUCAAGGCGCGAAUGAUAUCGGGUACUUGUUGAAGAUUCUCAGGGGUCGGAAUCUUCCAGAUAGUUUAGAUGUGUUUUACGAUUUUGUUAAGGUAUUUUUCGGAGGUAAAUUAUAUGAUGUGAAGUGUUUGAUGAUGCCUUUUCCUAAUCUUCAUGGCGGUUUAGACCGGGUGGCGGGACAACUCGGUUUGGUCCGGGUGGCUGGGAGGCAACAUCAGGCCGGUUCAGAUAGUUUGUUGACAUGUCACGUCUUUUAUAAGAUGAGAAAUAGUUAUUUUGUAAAAGGCGUGCCAGACACUGGCGUUUUGCAUGGAUUAACUUGA